CUCGCCGCCGUGUCCUGAGGCGACUAGAUCGCCGGCAGCGAGAUCCACACCCGCCGCCAACGCCGACAACCCGUCGCUCCCUCCCGGCCCCGUUCUCGCUGCGAAGAUGGGGAGGAUACCGUCGCUGAAGAACUUCAAUGCGUUCCCGCACGCCGAAGACCACCUGCUGAAGAAGACUUACUCGGGUGCUAUAGUGACGAUUCUCGGGCUGAUUAUAAUGGUUACGCUGUUCGCGCAUGAGCUCACGUUUUACCUCACGACCUACACGAUGCAUCAGAUGUCUGUAGAUCUGAAACGAGGAGAAACUCUGCCAAUUCAUAUAAAUGUAUCAUUUCCUUCUUUACCAUGUGAAGUCUUGAGCGUGGAUGCAAUUGACAUGUCUGGCAAACAUGAGGUUGACUUGCAUACAAAUAUUUGGAAGCUUCGCUUAGAUAAGUAUGGCCACAUCAUUGGUACUGAGUACUUGUCUGAUCUGGUCGAAAAGGAGCAUGGGACUCACGACCAUGACCAUGGUAAGGAGCAUCCUGUAGAGGAAAAGAAGCCUGAGCACACUUUCAAUGAAGACGCAGAUAAAAUGGUUAAGAGUGUCAAACUUGCAAUGGAAAAUGGUGAAGGAUGCCGAGUGUAUGGUGCGUUGGAUGUGCAGAGGGUUGCUGGUAACUUCCAUAUAUCAGUGCAUGGUUUAAACAUUUUUGUUGCAAAUCAGAUUUUUGAAGGGUCAAACCAUGUCAACGUUAGUCAUGUUAUCCAUACUCUGUCCUUUGGUCCAGAAUACCCUGGAGUUCACAAUCCACUUGAUGAUAAUUCAAGGAUACUGCAUGAAGCAAGUGGGACAUUCAAAUACUAUAUCAAGGUUGUUCCAACAGAGUACAGAUACCUCUCAAAGAAAGUGUUGCCAACAAAUCAGUUUUCUGUGACAGAGUAUUUUGUUCCCAUGCGCCCAACUGAUAGAUCCUGGCCAGCUGUUUACUUCCUGUAUGAUCUCUCACCAAUCACAGUCACAAUCAAAGAGGAAAGACGGAACUUCCUACAUUUUAUAACUCGCCUUUGUGCAGUUCUUGGGGGUACAUUUGCAAUGACAGGAAUGCUUGACCGAUGGAUGUACCGGAUUAUCGAGUCCGUCUCUAGCUCAAAACCCAGAAGUGGAAUGCGGUAACUGUGCAUGUCUUGUCAAGUGAAGGAAGACUACCUUGUGGCCAGUCAAGUCAGUGAUAGAGCAUGUUGUUGUCUCAACUAAAGUGAUCAUAGCACGUCACCCCCUGCGGGUUUUCAUGUUUUGUCUAAUCCGUGCAUCUAUAAUUUAGAUUUAUGGUUUUAUCUUUAUAAAUCAAGUUAGAUUGGCACUAGUGCAAGUAUACAGUUUUGUUAUCAAGGAUGCACUGGAAAGUGAUGUCAUGUGGCUGAGGAACAAACUUUGAGAUACCUUGAAUUGUACCAUGGAGAAAACAUAUCGCCAGAAUGUUAAAUAGUUGAACAAACAUCCAUCCUUGUAAGAAAAUGCACAGAAAUCAAGUUGCAGAA
This is a messenger RNA of Lolium rigidum, 1521 nucleotides long. Its product is annotated as endoplasmic reticulum-Golgi intermediate compartment protein 3. Gene Ontology annotation, cellular component: COPII-coated ER to Golgi transport vesicle; endoplasmic reticulum. The transcript is spliced from 12 exons. The coding region runs from base 107 to 1156 and encodes 349 amino acids. The record is from RefSeq and is a predicted model, not a curated record. NCBI's taxonomy places the organism in Eukaryota, Viridiplantae, Streptophyta, Magnoliopsida, Poales, Poaceae.